Molecule: messenger RNA, 1005 nt
Organism: Mandrillus leucophaeus (drill)
Lineage: Eukaryota; Metazoa; Chordata; Mammalia; Primates; Cercopithecidae
Product: UMP-CMP kinase
Exons: 2
Coding region: 1-645 (214 amino acids)
Biological process (GO): CDP biosynthetic process; 'de novo' pyrimidine nucleobase biosynthetic process; UDP biosynthetic process
Cellular component (GO): cytoplasm; nucleus
Molecular function (GO): ATP binding; UMP kinase activity
Source: RefSeq, a predicted model, not a curated record
AUGGGAUAUCUUUUAUCAUCCCGCCGGCCGAUUCUCUUCUGCCCUCCCCGUCUCAUGAAGCCGCUGGUAGUGUUCGUCCUCGGCGGCCCCGGCGCCGGCAAGGGGACCCAGUGCGCCCGCAUUGUCAAGAAAUAUGGCUACACACACCUUUCUGCAGGAGAGCUGCUUCGUGAUGAAAGGAAGAACCCAGAUUCACAGUAUGGUGAACUUAUUGAAAAGUACAUUAAAGAAGGAAAGAUUGUACCAGUUGAGACAACCAUCAGUUUAUUAAAGAGGGAAAUGGAUCAGACAAUGGCUGCCAAUGCUCAGAAGGAUAAAUUCUUGAUUGAUGGGUUUCCAAGAAAUCAAGACAACCUUCAAGGUUGGAACAAGACCAUGGAUGGGAAGGCAGAUGUAUCUUUCGUUCUGUUUUUUGACUGUAAUAAUGAGAUCUGUAUUGAACGAUGUCUUGAGAGGGGAAAGAGUAGUGGUAGGAGUGAUGACAACAGAGAGAGCUUGGAAAAGAGAAUUCAGACAUACCUUCAGUCAACAAAGCCAAUUAUUGACUUAUAUGAAGAAAUGGGGAAAGUCAAGAAAAUAGAUGCUUCUGAAUCUGUUGAUGAAGUUUUUGAUGAAGUUAUGCAGAUUUUUGACAAGGAAGGCUAAUUCUAAACCUGAAAGCAUCCUUGAAAUCAUGCUUGAAUAUUGCUUUGAUAGCUGCUAUCAUGACCCCUUUUUAAGGCAAUUUUAAUCUUUCACAACUACAUCUCAAUUCGUGGCUGGAAAGUACAUGGUAAAACAAAGUUAAUUUUUUAUGUUCUCUUUUUUGGUCACAGGAGUAGACAGUGAAUUCAGGUUUAACUUCAUCUUAGUUAUGGUGCUCACUAAACAAGGGUAUCAGCUAGUUUUUUUUUUUUAAUUCAAAAAGAAUAUCCCUUUUAUAGUUUGUGCCUUCUGUGAGCAAAACUUUUUAGUACGCAUAUAUAUCCCUUUAGUAAUCACAACAUGUUAGGAUUUAGGGAUACC